UAAAUAACAAACAGCAAUGUCAACUGCCGUAAAAAAGCCGAGACGUUGUGUUUAUGAAUUAUUAAUAUAACAGAAAAGCAGAAAAUCUACCGCAACCUUAAAGCAUGCGGUAUGUUUAUUAUCUAUUCCGCUCCGAUAAGACGUAGUCAUCGUAACGGAAAGAGGAAAGUCCCAUAGGUAUGGGUGAAGGCGAGCACUGAAGAGCAGCGACCCAGAGGGAUCUCAGCUACUAUCGGUGAGAUAAUGAGCAUUUCCCCUCGUUGAGGAGCUCGAUCCGAAGGCGUGGUCCCACUUCACGCGUUUGUACGGAUUUGAAUCCAGUGUCCACCCCGAACGAGCAGACGUUGGACGACUGGAGAUGAAGGUUAAAGAGCUGAUGGUGGUUUUAUUCCUGCCUCAGGAAACCCCCUCUGACUGUGGAUGGUGAUCUGAGGCCAGCCGGCUGCGUGCCAGUCUACGCCGGCUGCGUGCCCGUCUGCGCCGGCUGCGUGCCCGUCUGCGCCGGCUGCGUGCCCGUCUGCGCUGGCUGCGUGCUAGUCACGUCCCUCUUUUCACCGGAGUGCAAAAUGGAUGCUGUAUCUGAGGCCAAGAGCAACCUGCACAUUCAGAUGGAUGGGCAGCUUUCUGCUUUAAGCUCCCCAAGCAGUGCAGAGUCCAGGAGCCACCGGGCGGAGGAGCAGCAGGCGAGGAGGAUACUGACGUCACAAUCCAACAGUGACCACUGUGGGGGGAUGGCAUGGAGCGGGUCCCAAGUAGCAUCUUUGGCUAAUGAAACAGAGUGCAGAGACGACAUUAAGGCAGGACAGGGGAAGCUCAAGAGAGAUGGGAGCUGUCAGGGCGAGAGUGUCGAGGGUGCAGGCCUACGGGGCUGCAUGGACGAGGGCGGCUCUUCCGUGUUUACUGGACGAGAGGUCAUGCCUCUGGUUAUACUGUCAGAGGCUGCAUGGAAUCCCAGUGGCAGUGGGAAGGAGCAGCCCUUUGAGGAGGUGCUCAUGAAGUCACAAACAGUGAAGCCAGAGACUGAUACUUCCCUGGGUCACCUCCCACACAAGGACACGGUGGUCCCGGUCCGGCUGCCAGAAAUGGAACCCAAACUGACGCAAAUGACCUCUAAAUCAAAGACGACCCAAAGUAAGAGAGCUGAGGCUGCUGGAGGCAGGCCAGUCCAGGCUGACCCUGCAAGCAGCGAUGGCCCAACUGAGCCUUUUCAGAAUGCACAUCAUGCUCAGAUCUACACAGAAAACCCAAAAAGGGAGGUAGCUGAAAGCUCCUCAGCAGAACAUCAGCGAGAAGGAUGGAGAUCAAAGAAAGAGCAGGGUGAAGAGAGGACAGGGGCAACAGGAGGUAGAGGAAACUGGCCACUCCAAAUGGAGGGAGACAGCACCAGCACUGAGGUGAAGCCUUCACCUGAGGACCACACAGAGACUCCCAAAGACAGCAAGAGUCCCUCACAUGAGUCACACAGGAGGGGCACCACACCUGAAAGCCAACAGAGUCCAAGUCCUCCUGCAGAAGCGUUUCAAAAUCCUCAGCCUUCUUCAGCAGAAAAGCAAGGGGCUUGGGAAAACCAUAACCUGCAGUUUAAGGAGGCAGCAACCAUGACAACCAGCACAGAGUGGGGUCCGCCCCCCAAGAGCAAAUGCCAGGAUGCAGAGGUGCAGACCAUAGCUGAUGUCUGCAGCAGGUCCACAGCCACAAGCCCGCUCCUCUUCCCGGCUUCUAUGUGCCAACACUCCUGUCGACUGGAGGAAGAGGACGCGGAAAUCCUCGCUGUCCUCAGUCCACUGAACUGUGGGACAUUCCAGGCAGCAUGCAGUGAGGAUUUGUCCAGCAGGAGUGGACGCGUCAGUGCGACGGACCCCCAGAUGUUUUCCCAGUGUCAGGUUCAUGUGGAGCCCACACUUCCUGACCACCAGAGAAUGCAGCCGAUGCUGCAGAAGGUGCGACUGGAGGCAGGGGCGUGCCAGAGCGUGCAGGCCAGCACGUUCUAUACAGCAACCUCGGGACCGAACUGUGGACUGAAGGCGACAGCAGACACAGGAAGGCUGCCCCUCCGUUCUGGCUUUGCACCUUUACAGCCGGUCUAUCAGAUAAAUAUACAGGCAAACAGGAUUCCUGAAAUCGGGAUCUGCGGGAAGGACUCACCGCCAACGACUUCACCACCUCGUCAGACCAGGUCAGAGCACAGCAACGGAAACCACGUGGCGAAUUCACAUGGAGGCCCUGCUCCAGAGUGUUUACCGCCCCAGGAGCCACCUGUCCCGCGAGAUCCGCUUCCUCCCAUGAAAGGAAGCGGGUCAAAAAAAACAAGAUUACAAUUUGUUCUGGAAAAUGACCAGACCGUGGUGUCAAAAAACAGUAAGAAUUCAGAGCAUGAGGCAGAUCCCCAUGACAGCUGGGCUUUCGGGCUGGACCACGACCAGGAGACAGCACUGAGCAAACCGGGAGCAUUAAGCCACCCCCCUAGGAAUGUGGGGGAGGAGCAGGAGCUGGGGGAACAGGGGAGCUCAGCACGGAAGCGGAGCGAGUGUGAGCCCGUGCAGGAUGUGGUGUGGGACGAGCAGGGCAUGACGUGGGAGGUGUACGGGGCCUCUCUGGACCCCGAGUCCCUGGGUUUUGCCAUUCAAAGCCACCUGCAGUCCAAGAUCAGGGAGCAGGAGAGGAAGGUGAGGGCGAUCCGGAAGUCCAUCUGCUCGGAGAGCUCGCAGGGCAAGAGGGGUGGGAGGAAGUCACGCAAUGUCUUCCGGGUCCUGCUGAAGAGCGUCCGCCGUCCCGCCUGCUGCGGUCGCCCGCGCUCUUCGGCGGUUCUGGACUGAAGGCCGGGCUCGUGGCUGCACCGCCUCCUGACUGUGUCACAGGUCAUGACCCUGCUCACUUCACCCCCCAUGGACGAAUCACACACCUCAACAGCCCCCACCAAAAAUACAUCGCCAGUCGAGGUUAGAAAGUGGAACCGCUGUGGUUAAAAUCUGUGUUGUGGUCAAUUUACGAUAUGCAAGAGUUGAAACAGUAUUUAAACUGCAAUAAGACGAGUGUUCUGCAUGCUUGUGCAUGCGCGUGUGUGCGCGUGUGUGUGCGUGUGCAUAUGUGCACAUGCGUGCUUCCAUGUCCCUUGGCCAGGGCAGUACCACACACCGUCUGCAGUACCCUCAGAUCUUCAGAAAACGCGGGCAGCUGGACUCCAUGCAGCACUGAUGUCGGGGGCUGCGCUUCCUGCUAAACCCUCCGCCAGAGUUCACCUUUAUUUACCCCCCGUUCACAGUGUUGUUCCCACAGGUUCGCUAAACUGAGCCAUUACAUUAGUGCUGAUUUCUUGUCAUUGUCUGGUUACUGUCUACGUUCAUGACAAUUAAACAUCCCUUUUCUGCAUACAGUUUUCAUGAAUGGUUUAUAUAUUUGGUAUUUGGUGGCUUUGUGUGCAUCACAGAUAUCCAGGCUCUAGGCACCUACACUGAAAGCCAUCUGAAAAGGUAUUUUUUGACUGUAGUUACUUGAAGGAAGGUCUUUAGUUUCUGGACUAAUGCAGAACACAAAUAAUCAUUUGUUUGUACAUAAGAAAGUUGUAGCCUCAAAAUGUUUUUCUGCAAUAAGCUCUGGUCUGUAGUGCUUCCACUAGUGACAAUCAGAAUGCUGGCUUAUUGUUAAACUUUAGCGAGAACAAUAUUCCAUGUACUGUCAGUGACCCUAAUAAAUGCAGUGGUAAUUUUA
Messenger RNA from Brienomyrus brachyistius, 3708 nucleotides. Its product is annotated as G protein-regulated inducer of neurite outgrowth 3-like. The record is from RefSeq and is a predicted model, not a curated record. The coding region runs from base 567 to 2816 and encodes 749 amino acids. Gene Ontology annotation, biological process: neuron projection development. Gene Ontology annotation, cellular component: plasma membrane. NCBI's taxonomy places the organism in Eukaryota, Metazoa, Chordata, Actinopteri, Osteoglossiformes, Mormyridae. The transcript is spliced from 3 exons.